GAGCUCAGGUGCAGGGCCCGGCGUGGCCCGCGAGAACCCGGGGCGUGCGUGCGCGCACCCGGGGCCGUGCGUGCGCCCGCCCGCGCGGGGCCGCGCGUGAACUUGGGCCAGAGGGUGCCCGCUCCUGUCAGCGCGCUCAGCCCGGCCCGCGCGGCCCGAUGCUUUUCCACUCGCGUCGGUGCCGAGCGUUUUCGCCGCUGCACACGGAGAGCGCGGCGGGCGGGUCGCUGAGGGCGCGGGGACCCGGGGGCUCGCGACCUGGGGUUGGGACUCCUGCCGCGCGCACCACCCCCGGACCGGCCCGGGCCCCGGGCCCCCCACUCCCCGGUCCCCCUGCACCCCAAGACCCUGCCCACCUCGGGGCCCCCUGCGCGCCCCAAGAGCCCCGGGCCCCGGGCCCCCUGCGCCCCGAGAGCUCCGCGCACCCCGGGACCCCCGCGCGCCCCGAGAAUCCCUGGCCUUGGGACUCCUGCGCCCCGGAAUCCCUGCUCCCCAAGAGCCCCGCGCCCCGGGACCCCCGCGCGCCCCGAGAGCCUGCGCACCCGGGGCCCCGUACACUCUACGCGCCCUUUGGCUGUAAGGGGCCCUGCCUGGGGCGCGCUGCCACUUGCUGAACCGACUUUGGGUGUCGCCUUUGCGAGCUGUCGUCGUUCCGGUACCGAGACGCGCGGCCUGAGCGGUUCCCGAGACUCAUGUGCCUGUCAUCUUGCAGCGAGAGAGAAGCAGGAAGUUGGACGUGAUAAACUGUGCGUCAAGGGAGCCCAAAGGUGGACCCGCACGACGGGGGAGACCAGACCCUCCCCGGCGAACUGUGGAAGGUGAUUGGAAGUGGAUUCCGAAGCUGCUUUCUCUGCAUAGACGAGGGUUGAGUCUCAGACUUCUCCUGGGAGUGGAGAGAGAAACAGGCACGAGGCUCUGAAGAACCCUCGGGAAUGGAUCGCUCGUCUUUAAAAUGGAAACGUACCCUUGAGGGUUAGCUCAGAGCCAGCAGCGGCCCGGGCCUCCCGAAGCCUGAUGUUCCAGAACCCCAGGGCCUGUCGGCGUGGACAGAGGGCACGGGCCCCAGACCAUGGUCACCCUCAUCACUGAGAAGCUGCAGAACCAGAGCCUGGAUGACCUUGCCCGCAAGAGCUACGAUGCCGGCCCGUAUUCUGCCCAGAAACUGAACACCAGUGGCCACUCGUUCCCUUCUGAGACCGACGAAGACAGGCACCCCUGGAAGGUCGUCGGUGGAGGACAGCCCGUUGGAAGCCAGGGGGCCGCGGGCCCUGCCAUCCCCUUCCCUCCUGGCCCCUGCAGCCCGAGCGCCAGCCUGGGUGCGGUCAGUGCCAGGGACCUCAGGGACGGCGCAGGGCCGCCCUCAGCACCCCCCACCAAGCGACACUGCCGCUCCCUGUCGGAGCCCGACGAGCUGGCGCGCUGCCGGUCCCCGUGGCGCCCCGGCGGCUCCAGAGUCUGGGCUCCUGUCUCCAAGCGGCGCUGCCACAGUGGCGGGAGCGCCUGGCCGCCGGGCCGAGCCCUCCCCGCUGCCAGCUCCGCCUCAGCCCCCGCGCCCCGGCCGGCCUCGGCUUUGGCCAGCAGCGGCCUCCCGGCCCUGGGCCCGGCUCGGCAACCCGCCGGACCUCGCUGGCCCUCGCCGCGCCGCCGCCUGUCCCUGUCACAGGAGCACCUGUUGCCAGUGGACGCGGCCCCACCCUCAGCGGGCAGCACGCCCGCGUCCACGCCCGCGUCCACGCCCGCGUCCACGCCCGAGCUGGGCCGCCGCCGGGGCCUGCUCCGCUGCCGCUCUCAGCCGUGUGUGCGCGCGGGCGGGAAGGGCCAGCGGAAGCGCAGGCGUGAGGAGGAUGCCCGCUGGCCGCGCCCGGCCCUGGACUUCCUGAAAAUGACGCGGACGUUAAAAAAUUCAAAAAGCCUUUGCUCCCUCGAUUAUGAAGACGAGGAUGAGGAAGACGCCCAAGUGAAGACAGCCGUGUCCUCCCCGUGCGACCCGCACGGCCCCAUGAGCACCGCUGCGCCCAGCCCCGGCGACGCCGGCCCCAGCCCGGGGGGCUGGCGGGGGUGGGUGGCUGGUGAGGGCGAGGGCGGGAGUGGCGGGGACCCGAGUGACUGGGACAGCGCUGGGGAGGAGGGCAUCUUCCCCCUGGGCCGCGGCGAGCUGGACCUGGAGCAGAUCGAGAACAACUGACCGGCAGGCGGGGGAGCCCCGGCUCUUCCCCGCGAACGUGCUGUUUUGAACUCGAGGUGUCGCUUUGAUCCAGUCUUUCCUAAAGAAGUGUUCUGCGUUUUUACGGCGUUUACGGUUCCGAGAAAGCGUCUCUAUUUUGAAGUGAAUUUUCGUGAGGGCAUUCUGUUAACAGGGUCUGUGCACAGACCCUGGGGUGGGUUUGGUGAAACGCCUGCUGUGAAGGGCACUGCGCGUGGUUCAGCUGCUCGGAAACACCGGGCGCGUGGCCGGCCCCUCUGUGGACGCGGUCGUCGUGUGCCGGGCUGUUUGGAGCAGGGCCGCGUUGCUGAGGACUUGGGACGGGCCGUGAGGACGUGGUCCUGGCAGCCCUGCUCUGUCACUUCAAUAAAAGGCAUUCAUUUGCUUUGCGGUGUGGCUUCUGCCGCUCGCUUUCCUCCCCAGGUCACGUAGGCCUGGCUGGCCUCGCGUCUCUUUUUGUUCAUUCUAACAGUAAAAUCAUAGGCUUUCUACCAAA
Molecule: messenger RNA, 2699 nt
Organism: Lagenorhynchus albirostris (white-beaked dolphin)
Lineage: Eukaryota; Metazoa; Chordata; Mammalia; Artiodactyla; Delphinidae
Gene: FAM53A
Product: family with sequence similarity 53 member A
Exons: 5
Coding region: 1070-2185 (371 amino acids)
Biological process (GO): protein import into nucleus
Cellular component (GO): nucleus
Source: RefSeq, a predicted model, not a curated record